Messenger RNA from Cinara cedri, 5427 nucleotides. The record is from the annotation of a GenBank genome assembly. Lineage: Eukaryota; Metazoa; Arthropoda; Insecta; Hemiptera; Aphididae.
AUGAGACCAGUAAUAUAUUAUUUUUUUAUUAAUAUUGGUAUUUUAAAUUUAAUCUUGUUUUUAUCCUUAAUUAUUUGUAUUGAACAGUAUUUAUUAGUAUGCAGUUAAUUUUUGUAUAACAGAUGGAUGAUAACGACUCCAGAUCUCCAACUACAUCAAGUGCUGAUCGACUCAAUAGUUUCCACCCAGAUUGCAAUAAUUUAAAACAGCAAUAUGAUCAAUGUUUCAAUUUAUGGUUUACCGAACAUUAUAUGAAUGGUCAUUAUGACAACAGUGAUUGUCAAAAAGUGUUUGAGAACUAUACUGAUUGUGUAAAAGUAAAUACCUACCUACUUAUAACUUACUUAAUUACUUUAAAUAUAAUUUUAACUGUAUUGUAUUAUAAUAUAAAUACUUCAAUUAGCGUGGUAUGAAAGAAUAUGGACUUCAAUAUGAUCAAAUGUCGAUUUUGAAUUUCGGAAUAAACCAAGAGAAACUGUCCAAAUCCAAAUCUAAGUAGAAUCAUGAAUAAUACUAAUAUAUCAUCAAGCAAUCCAAAUGUUGACGUUGUCGAAGUAUGUUGAUUUCCUAUGUUUGUAAGGUGUUUGUCUGUAUCUUGUAAACUGCUAAAAUCUUUUUGAAAUCAAUGAAACAUUUUUUACAAUAAAACCUUGCACUAGGUACCUAGUUUAAGGAUUUCAAAAUGUUUUGGUUGUUUAGAAAUGGUUCAAAAAUGGACCAUAUUAUAAACUAGGCUAAUAUUAUGUUUUCACCAAGGUAUGGGACUUAUUGCAUUUGCAUACUUUUGUUUUUUUGUAAAAUAUAUUUCUAUGUAAAUAAAUCUAUUUAUCUUUGUCAUGAUAUUAAUAUCAUAAUUCAUAGAUUUUGCAUUAAAGUGCUUUUUUUUCAUUUUUGUGAUUUAUAUAUAUAUAUAUAUUUUGACAAAGUUUAAACCAAAACUACAAAAUUCAACCAAUUAGUAAAUUUAAGUAAGGGUCCCAACUAAAAACAAAAUAUGCUAUUAUAUAUUUGUGUUAUCUAAAAUUUAAUUCACAGUGAAUUAUAAUUAUUUUGUAGUUAUAAAUUAAGGUUAAUAAAAUAUAUAGGUUGCCUCAUAGUCAUGUAAACAUUGUAGAUUCUCCGCAGCACCUACGCAAUCAUGAUAGGCGCUGCGGGGAAUCAUUCUACACAUUUUGUGGUGGCGCAUUGUUAUACAUACUGUAUUCCUAUUCAUAAUUUGUAUAUUAUAUUUUUAAACAAUGUUAUUAUUUGUAUGUUAUACACUUAUAAUAUGCAAUGGCGUAAUUAUGACUUUUAUUAAUUAAUAUUUACAGAAGUUUAUCUAACAAUAUAUUUAUUGAAGAAAUAUUAAACAAAUUUGUGAAAACUGUUCAUUAACUACAAUUAUGAAUAAUAAGUAAAUAAUAAAGUAAAAAUAAAAUUAUUAAAUGGUUAAUACUCGCAAAUAAAUAUAGAGAUAAAUAAAUAAAUGAAUGGGGUGGGAGUAUUAAAAAAUGUCUAUUGUACAACCGAUUUAAAAUUUCAUCAUCAGAUAAAAUCAUAAAGUCAAAAAGUAAAAAAAGACUGAAUAUGAAAAAGUAAAUGAAUUUACAAUACAUAGUUAUAAAUUCAAUACAAAAGAAGUACAAGAAAUUAUUCAAUCAAUAAAUUUAAUUAUUAAUCAAAACUAUUUCUAAUAUAAUAAUAAAUUAUGUUCGCUAAAAAAAUUAUAGGUGGACCUUAUUAUAGUAAAUAAUAACCAAAUAGUUUAUAUUUCUUAACAUAUCUAUGUCUAAUAAUAACUUAUUUUAAAUAAUCUCUCUUAUUAAAAUAAAUUAUUUCUAUGUAAAACUACCCUUUUGUAUAAUUUUUCGCUAUGUCUUCAUUUAUUUUUUAAUAUUCAGUCGCAUUACUUCUUGACUUUAUGAUUUUACCUGAAUAUGAAUUUUUAAUUUGAAACCCCUAUAAUACACUUUUCAUAAUACUCCAGGCGAAACAUUUAUUUAUUUAUUUAAUAUUAACAAUUUUUUUUUUGAACAUGAUUUUUAUUUAGACAAUUUGUUAUAAUACAGUAUCAUAAUAUAGAUACCUUGGUACAUCAUUAAAUGAAUAAAAAAGGUAUAGUUUGUUCAAUUGAAUUAUUUUUAUUUAUUUUACUAUAUGAUAAACAAUAAUUUUUGUUAAUAAACAACUAACCAACUAUGUAUAUAUCAUUAUAUUUUUAUGUCUACCACACAUAAAAAUAGAAUGAUAAAUGGCCACAGUUGUCAGUCUUUGGAUUUGGUGAAUUUAAAAAUUUUAGAUUCAGAGUUGAGCAAAGAAGCCUAUGGUUGUACUGUAGAGAAAUCAUUUUUCAAUUUUUUCAAGAGUUUCCUCAUCAAAUUUGAAAAACCGAGAAAAACAGAAUAAUAUAAGAGAUGUAGGUAACAACAGAUAAAUUUAGUGUAGGUAUUAUAGUGUAGCAUCAUUUUUAAAAAAUUUAACUCUUGGAACACAACUUAUAAUUCAGAUUUUAAAUCUUAAACAAAAUAAUCUUCUUUAAAUUUAUCAGAACAUAUUAUAAAUAAUUCCAGGUGUCAUUGUGCUUACAUUUAUUAGACCACUCUUUAAGAAGUAUAUUAGACUUUGGAAACCUUUAAAACAAAAUACAUUUCUCUCACCUAAUGAAUAGGAUUAUUACUUAUUGCACUUAAAAUCACAAAAAAACAUUUUAAAACAUCAAAAAAGCCUUGAAAAAAAGUACUUUAAACAAAUAUUAUUAGACCUAAUGGUAAAAGGGUUUAAAUGUCCUCUGUCUAACUACUCCAAAUUAUUAAAUAUAAUUUUCUAAUACUACAAUAAUUAUUAUCAACAAUUUAUUUUGUUUAAAUAAAAUUGUAAAAAAAAAUAACUGGGUUAAUAAUUUGUGUAGCGUUUAAAAAUUAUAUUUUAUAGGUCAAAGCCAUUAGAGGAAGGACAUUUAAACCCUUCUAACAUUUAGUUUAAUAAUAUUUGCUUGAAGUGCUUUUUUUUAAUGUUUUUAAGAGCUCUUUUAUGAACUUUAAGUGCAAUAAGUCCCAAAACCCUACUAAUGAAUAUGUAUAGUUUAUAAAGUAAUUAAAAGUAUAUAUAUAAUAUAUGUAACAUACCUCUGAAAAGAUAAAUUGAUUCUACCAAUGUUUUUGGCUUUGUCUGAUUAAUUUGUACAUUGCAAAGCAUAAACUGCCUUGUGAUUUGCAUUUUGGAGUUGCCAUUAAAACAAAUUUAGCUAAAAAAAAUUUUGAAAAUAACUAUUGUAAAUUUGAUUAGUCUUAUAAUGAACAAAUAAUGUCAUACACUGAUUUCCCUAUUCCCAUUUGUUUAGAUUUUUGGUAUGAGGCAAUCUGUAUUACAUUAUUAACCUUGGAUAUAAAUAACUUUUUUUUAAAAAAAAUAUGAUUGCUUGUAUCAUUGUAUUCUAAUAACAACACAACUGCUUAGUGUUUCCCUGGCUUUAGAUUUAUAACAAGUUCUAUCAUGUGUUCUUCAUUAAACAGUUUUCCUUUAAAAAUGUGUUAAAACGUAUUCAACUAAACAGUUGUUUUACUUUUGGUAUUUUAAUAUGAAAUACAAACAUUACAAACACAAUAUCAGGAAGUAUUAUUUAUUUAUUUAUUCAACUUAACAAAGGUAAUAAAAUAUAUAUAUGAGUACAAUAUAAUAAUACCUGAUUACCCCUAUCUUUAAGCAAACUUAUGGUAAAAGGGAGGUAAGUAUGGUUGUACACGAAUUAAACCAUUAUUAGUAUUUCAUUAUUGGGGAUAAUCUUUGUGGUACCUACAGCAUUUUUUGUCUUAUUAUGCAACGAGCUCUAUUGAUGAACAAUUAUCAAUUGGUCAAUAGAUCAAUGAGUCAAUACAUGGAUAAAUACAAAUUUAAAAAUAAUCAAAAUGUAAAUAUUUCCUUGGUUAGAUAUUAGUAUUAUUAACUUAAUGCUAUUUUUUUAAAAAUACUAAAAUAUGCAAAAUAAUCUAAAAAUUUUCGAAUAUGCAAAAUAAAAUUGUGCAUUCUAACAUAUUUAAUAAAAUAAAUUGACUAAAAUUCAAAUUUGUGUCUUACUUAGCUAAUUCAAAAAAAUGUGUAAAUGAAUAUAAUUCUGAGUCCUACUAAUGAUGAACUUAUGGUAUAGGCAUUCUUUAAAAUCAUAGUUUAGAUUGAGUACCAAUACUAGUUGUUAUAUAAUAAUUUUAUUUAUUUGUCCAGUCAAUUUUAAUGUGAACCUACUUAAAUAGUAAAUUAGUAAUUAAUAAGUAUUUUAAAUUCAUAUUUUUCAAUUUUUUUUUUAUGUUUAUUACACAGUUUAUAAUGCAUAUUUCGAUAUGGCAAAGUACAUAUUUUUUAACUAGUGUAAAUUUAAAAACUGUUUUGCCAUAUUAUAGAAAGUGUAGUAUAUUUUAAAUUUAAUCUUGAGUUAUAUUUUUUCCAAUGCAAAUCUUGGUCAAAUGUAUCAUCUAAGUAAAUUAUUAUAAUUGGUUCAUAAUAUAAUAACUACUGAGUCCAUUGUGAAAACUUAGUUACCAUUUAACUGCAUCAUACAAACAUGGUAAUUACUAUUAUUAUUGUUCAAUGAUUAUAACACUGAAUUUAAGAUUUAAGAGUCAAAAUAAUAAACAUUUUUAUAAAAUGUGUACACACGAUAGUUUCAAAAAAAGCCUUCACAUCUUUACUAGACUUGUUUUUUUUUCUGUGGUCACCUAGGGUGGAAGUAUUAUAUAAAUGUUUUAAAUAACUUAUUUGUAUGUUUGAAUAUUAUUAAUUUUUUAAUAGUAUUUUCAUUUAUUGUUUAUAUAAUGCAUGUUUUAAUUAUAUACAAAUUGAGUUUUACUAAUAUGUUUAAACAAAAUGUUAAAAUAAAACAAUUUUUUAAAUACCUAUUAUAAGUAUGCUAAAUUCAUAAAUUAAUUAACUUGAAAUUUAAAGUUUUCUUAAAACUGCUAAUACUGCUAAAACCAUAAGGUUUUGUAAUCAAAUAAAAAAAAAAUUUCCAAUGAAUUAUAAAUUAUAUAAAAGUAUUAAAAUUAAAAUACCAUAAUAUUCAACUUAAAAUAAUUUUGGAAAACAAAUCUAUAAUAAUGUAAUAGAUAAUUAGCCUAUACUAAUUGCUUAGUAAAUUUAACUAUUUUUCUUAAAAUAUUAAGAGAAAUCAUUAUUAUAUUAAUAUAUUAUAAGUAUGACAAGUUAUGUAACUAAUAAAAAUAUUGUUUGUUAUUAUAGGAGGAUCAACGUCUGCUUCAAUUGGAAAACUCUCUAGAUAUAGAAUUAAAAAAUCUACAAGAAAAAAAAAAAGAAAGAGAUAAAAUUAUGAAGGCUUUACAUCAUUACAAUGACAUUAAAGAUACCACUCAAAUUGUGUUGGGGCAACUAGCCAUUUUAGAAGGAGUAACUGUUGCUGAAAUCCACCGAAAAUAUAAUUUGCUUGAAUCUGAUUGA